Messenger RNA from Bactrocera tryoni, 828 nucleotides. Its product is annotated as keratin, type II cytoskeletal 3-like. The transcript has a single exon. Bases 1 to 828 code for a protein of 275 amino acids. NCBI's taxonomy places the organism in Eukaryota, Metazoa, Arthropoda, Insecta, Diptera, Tephritidae. The record is from RefSeq and is a predicted model, not a curated record.
AUGCGUUUCUUCAUUAUUUUGUGUUUGGCGGCCGCCGUAUCCGCAGACAAAUUGGGCUACAAUUACCGACCUGUAGACCAUUCUUCGUCCGGACUCUCCUUCACACCCGGCAGUUCUGGUGUAGGUGGUGUUAGUGGCGGCAUUGGUGGAGGUAGCGAUGGUUUCGGCUCUGGCGGUCUCAGCAGCUUUGCUCCUGGUGGCGAUGAUGGUAGCUACGGCAGCUCUGGAAGUCUCGGUGGACUUACUGGUGUCGGCAGUGGAUUCGAUUCUGGCGCUCAAAGUAUUGUGUCACCUGUCACACAGGAAGCCAACAAAGAAUUCUUCUCCUUCUCUGCUCCUGAAGAUGAAUUUGAAGAUGCCGAAGGUGCCCAACAAUUGGCUAAUUCUCUGAAAAAGAACGUUCGUGUCAUCUUCAUCAAGGGACCUGAAAACAAUGGCUUAGAAAAGGCUGCCCUCGCUCUGGCCAGAAACGCUGCCGAACAGAAGACUGCCAUCUAUGUGCUGCAGAAGCAACAUGACAUCGCUGAUUUGGCUAACAAAUUGCAGUCUGUCAAUGAUAAUCGCAACCACCAUCCAGAGGUGCACUUUGUCAAAUACCGCAACCAAAACGAUCUUGUCAACGCCAAGCAAACCAUCCAAUCGCAAUACGAUAAAGAGCCCGGUGCAUCCCAAAACUACAAUCACGCUGUUGCUCCAGUGAUCAACUUUGCCUCGCCAUCCGCCCCAAUUCAGUCGUACGGCCAACAGCAACAAUACUACAACCCAGCUGCGUCCAACACAAAUACAAACUACUUGCCACCCUCGCUGUUGAGACGUCUCCGUUUCUAA